Molecule: messenger RNA, 11190 nt
Organism: Symbiodinium sp. CCMP2592
Lineage: Eukaryota; Dinophyceae; Suessiales; Symbiodiniaceae
Source: the annotation of a GenBank genome assembly
AUGCCUACGGCCGGGCUCUGGCUAUUGGAGCCAGGCGCUCCCAGGAUACCUCUGCCCUCCGCCCUCUACGAUGUGAAGUGCGAUCCCGGCUUCCGGUGCGUCUCGAAGGUGAGCGACUUUGGGCUGCACCACGACGGGAACUACAGGGCAGAAGACCUGGGCAAAGAUGCCAUUGCCGCCCGCUACAACAGCGCAUACGAGGUCGGCUGUCCGGCUCGGGGGACGAGCCACGCGCUGGGUGAGUGCACGGAUGUUGGCCUUGGGCCGCAGUUCUACUGCUGGUCCCCCCAACGCUUCGAGGCUGGCGAAACCGCGCCGUGUGGUGCAGAAGACUCCGGGAAGUGCCUUUGCGUCAGGAACACUUCCAAUGCCGGGGACACCCUGGACAAGGAGGUGCCAAAUCAACAUGCACAGGUGAAGGAAGGUGAAGACCUGCAAACCGGGAUGUGGCCAGUGGAGACCUACAAGCAGCUGAAAUGUCGGGAGUGCUCGCAGCACGACCAGAGCCAAGAGGACUGCCUCGCUUGUGCGCCAAAGUGCGACUACGGCACGAAGGAGCUGUCCGGUAUCAAGAUUACCGGCUGCUUCAACUCGGAGAAAUAUGCCUUUGAUAAGAAGGAGGCCGAGAAGCAGGCCGCAGAAAGACUCAAGGAAGCCACGAAGGACGCGCCGCAAGGCGAAGCUGCUGUGAAGCAGGAGCUUCAGGCGUAUGAGACGAAAGAGACGCCGGAGACGGAGUCCAAGCGCCUGUCCGUCAUCCCUCACUACAGGCUCUGGGACCCCAAGGCGCACGACGACUUCGGCGACGCAUUGGCCCUCAGCCAUCAUCUUUUUAUCUUCAAGCUGGUAGCGGAGCUUCUGCUACGAGCAGGGGCGAUGAUGCACCAGACUUACGUAGUCGUAGUCAUGGCCCUUUUGUCCGGGCCAGCUGUGAGCCUCACGAGUCUAGAUGGAAGUCGUGGAGAGUCGUCCGUCUCGACUGGUGAGGCCACAGUCGUAAGUCCCAGCCGCAUUCCAGACGAACAGAGCGCGCACGCACGCGAGAAGUUUCCUUCACGUUACGAGGUUCCUGGAGGAGCACUUGGGUUGCUGACGCGCCGGGUACAGAAGUUCGUAUGGUUGGUUGGGUGCAUCAGUUCUUUUCUUUACCUUGGAUGUAUGUUUCAGCCGCCUCAAGGAGGCGGUGGAGCCCACAACACACUGCGCUUACCUCCACGAUGGGAGCCUGCAAUGGAAUCCACGCUGCCUUUCAGGACGUGGCUCCAGGACCUCAUGUUAUGGACGAUAUGUACUGACCUGGCGCCACCCCAGCAGGCAGCUGCUAUCAUAUCCCAACUUGGAGGCCCAGCACGCGAUCUUGCGAGACAGCUUACGCCUCAAGAGGUGUACAAUGGAGGAAUUGUGAAUGGUCAGGCCCUUGAUCCUGUCAGUUUCCUCCUUCAUGGGCUGUCGGCAAGAUUCGCGCCGCUGGAUGAAGAGAACCGCUUGCGAGCGGCCCAGGAUCUCCUGAGUUUCAGCCGUAGGCAAGGUGAAUCGGUGGAUGCGCUGAUUUCUCGCUUCGACAUCACUCGCCAACUGGCUCGGCAAGAAGGGGGCGGCGCUGUUUCCACAGAUACAGCGGCCCUCAUACUGCUGAGAGCAUGUGGUGUGAACAGCGAGCAGUUUCAAACCUUGACACAGCCUUUUGGAUUGAGAUUGCCGAACACGGAGCAGGAGUUCAGCAACAUCCACACCUACAUGGCUGAGGCAGACACAGGAUCUUCGUAUUCAGCUGAGGCCUGGACUGGAUCAGGCUUGGGCGGCGAUGGUGCCGCGGAUAUGGGCAUGCCGGCGUCUGGGACGGAUUGGGCCUUCGCAGCCCACACUGUUGGCACAGAUGCUUCGGGCACAGACUCGGAGACCAGCUCAGAUCGCGAUGAGCCGUUGCCUCUUGAAGACCUUCAAGGCAUGUCCAGCACGCAAGCAGAUGAGUACUUGUUUGGGCAGUAUCAGCAGGCGAAGAAGAGAUGGAGAAGGUUUACGGGAAAACCUGUCAGAUCGUUGCGCCGUGUCCUUAAGCGCAAGGGCAAAGGCAAAGGGAAGCAGCGAAGUUACCUCAACAUUGAUUCCUUGCUUCAGCAGUCCGCAUACUUUCGGGGAAAGGGUAAGGGCGGAUCAAGCAGUGGGAAAGGCUUCGGAAGGAAGCAGAACCCGAAGGGUCGUGAUGGUGAGCCGCUUCGCUGUUCGAUCUGCAGUUCUGUUUAUCACUUGAGAGCCCGCUGUCCCCAACGUAGUGAUAACCCACAGCCUUCCAGCAGCUCUUCACAGCCUCAGAGAGCCCCUCCGGCAUUCACGGUAGAGCCUGCAGGAAUGCAUUUCGCCGCGUUUGAGAGCGAGGGUUCUUCCUGGGUUCCGGUUACUCCUAGGUCGGUCACUUCCAGUAGGAUUGAAGGCCACGGUGAAGACGGUCACCGAGCCCCUAGGACUGGAUCCCAGGGUUCUGCGCGUGGGCACUCUGCCCCAGCAGAAGAGCAUGCAUUGACCCCUGACCCGUGGACCUUGAACGCAGACCCCUGGAUGCAGUGGCUGCAUGAUGAGACCGAGCAUGCUUCGUCCACGGUGCUGCGUCCGAAUGCUGCUGCCACCAGCUGGGACAUUCCUGGCAUAGGUAGCGUAGGGUCUAGGCAGUCCUUCGGUGAGUCUCUAGGGUUUAGUCCAACUGAGCCCCCGCCUGAGCUGCCGGCCGCAAUGCGCGCUUCAACAGCAGAUGUGACUGCCCCGGUGUGGUUUGCCCCAGUCCAGCAGGCUAUGGCGAGUGUGCAACGACAGCACCAGCCUAGAGCCGAUUCCCGCUUAUCUCGGGCCAGCCACAUUACGCAGGUGCCCUCUAUCUUUGCACAGCGUGCCGGUCUGUCCUCGGCUAGUCCACCCGUUGACGCGCCUGGCCCUGGAACAUCAUCAGCCAGUGCAGCGGUUACGAUGUUUGGUCAAGUCCUUGCAUUCAGGGCCGAGAGACAGACGAGCCGUCAGACAGCAGCCCCAAUUGUCAGCGAAGCAGCCCGUGCCCAGCCUGUUCGUGAGUUUCAUGGUCAUGUGAAUGCCUGCUCGAUUUGCCUCGAGGAGUUCCGGCCGGGAGACAUUGUGUGCCGCAUGACGUGUGGCCAUGUCUUCCACAGCAUGUGUGUAGGAGAAGCUGCAAUGCGCUCUGACGUUUUGUCCGAGACUGAGGUUGUUAUCUCCUGCCCCAACUGCCGUGCAGAGGUUUCCGCUAGGCACUCAUGGGUAUUUCCUCACAUUGCCGAAGCUCAGCCUGACGGUCAACCUGAGACACAGGCCGAGCCGCCGCAUCGUAAUGAAGCAUCCCCAGCGCCUGCAGAGCGUUCGGGUGACCCUGAAGCGGAUGAGAUCCAUACACCUGUCCGGGAAGGUGAUGCAGAGGAGUUCUCAUCGCCUAUGGAAAGCUUCCCCUGGUGGCCGGUGCCAUCUCACACCUCUGCGCCGGCCGAUGCCGCAGAGCAGACUUCCUACCAUAGCAAUGUUCGAUUGUCUGAUGGAAGAGUAGGACUCUUGGUGGAUCCCGGCAGUUACGGCAACCUUGUUGGUGAGCAGUGGUUGACAGAAGCAGCUAUGAGCAUGCAACGCAAUCCUACCAUGAAAUCUCGUGCCUCACCGCUCCAGGUUGGAGGAGUCGGAAAAGGUGCUCAGCUUUGCCGUGAGGAUUGCACUCUUCCGAUCGACUUGACGCGUCAGGACGGGUCCGUCACCGCAGGAUCUUUCACGAGUCCUGUUGUUUCCCAGAGUGGUUGUCCAGCAUUGUUGGGACUCAGGUCUUUGCAAGAAAACCGUGCUAUCUUGGAUAUGGCCAAGAAACAACUGCAUUUUGUGGCACCAGGAGAGGUGACCCUAGUCCUGCCGCCAGGUUCAGAAACCUUUCAACUUGAAUCAGCCGUGAGUGGCCACCUUCUGUUGCCUUGCACCUCCCGAGUGCCUGCAACCCGCGGUGAGCACCACUUGUUUGCAGAUGAGGGCGAGGCUGCUUUCUUGAACACGCCGCUCAGUGCGAGUAACCUUGAGGCUGAGGAGGCCGAAUGCAGGCAAGUGCUUGCAAACUAUGACUAUGCCUCUGCGUCAGCUUUGCUGGUAAAGCUGUGUCGUGGUUGGCAUGACGCUAACCCAACAACCCAGGGAAGGUUUGGACAGCAAGGUCUCAGCGUGUGUAUUGGUGCUUAUACGCAUGGCGGUGAUCAAGGCCUCACUAAGGUGACUGAAGAACGCCCUCAACUGUCUCAGCUCAUUUGCCGCAUGCUGACUAGCACAGCCCCGCAGGCGUCAUUCACCUCUGUGAUGUUGAACAUAAACUGCUCUGCCCCCGUGCAUAUGGACCGGUUUAACAAGGGUGUAAACACGGUUCUGCCCGUACAGAUGCCUGCGCAUGGAGGUGACUUGUGGGUCGAGCUGAAAGCCGGUGACACAGUCACUGGAGCAGUUGAGGUGCGUCAGGAUGGUUCCCAGGCUAUCGCCGGCCAAGUUCACAAGCUGACCGCAGGCUGUCCAGUUACAUUCUGCCCGAAGGCCAAGCACGCGACCACACACUGGACGCGUGGCUUCAGGGUAGCUUUGGCUGCGCACACCACUGGUGGCUAUCACAAGCUGCCAGCAAAUUCCCUCGCGUGUCUCCGUGAUCUUGGGUUUGCGAUGCCAAGCUGCACGCAAGCACACUUCAUACCUGAGCCAGUUGCCGCUCGCCCACAGGCUGAGUCAUCAAUCCGCAGUCCCGCACCUGCCGUAUCCACAGGAUCUCAUGCCGACCAACAGCCUGAGCCAUCAGUCCGCAGUCCCGCACCUGCCAGAGCUAAGGCCAGCAACAACACGCCAUCAUCACCUCGUGGUCCUCAGAAGUCACCAGGUCUCCCUAGCCUUCAGUUCGUUAAGCGAGUGCUGUUGAUCACCAUCUUUCAUUCCACAGUCUCCGCCUUCAUGAAUCAGGGCUGGGAGCCGUUCCGGCUGAGGCCACUUGAGCUCCUGCGCGAUGGGUUCGAUGAUGCAGUGCGUAGGCUUAAAGGCUCUGAGUUUGAUGUUGUGUGGGUGGAUGUCACAGACCCUCGUCAGUUCGCAGGUGCCGAAAGGACAAAUCAGGUUUGCAGUCGAUUAGGUGUUGUGUUCAGUUGGGCCGAACGUCAGUCGGUCCCUGUUGUGCUUGCCGCUUCCCGCCGUACAGCGUGGCGGCACAAUGCAGUCCAAGCCCUUUUGGACCGAGGCCGUUACUUCAUGAGCCACCACAGUUGGUGCCGGUUUGGCGCACGUAUUCAUGCAGCAACAAGCGCAGCCAAACACAAGGUGUACUGCAGCUUGAAGCUGCCCAGUCAUGAUUGCAACUGCCCGCCUUCCACAGAACAUGUGUUUGACUUGGAUGACAAGUCAGCUGGCAGUUCCCGUAUCCGCGCCGCGGCCGAGCAGACUGUGGUGGAGCAGAUCAUUACCGUCCUGAGCCGAGCAUUGGAUGCCCGCUCAGGGCCCUCGAAGCCAACCGACUCGGUUCCUUGUUUUCCGUCGUUAGCUGCUGGAUCAGUCAGAUCCUCAAAACACGUCUCUUUUGCCACCACGAACUAUCACACGUGUACAGAGUGCGGUCUCCUUCUUCACAACAAGCAAGGCUGCCAAUUUUGUGGCGAGUGCACUGGACCCCACCGAGCUGAUCAGGCAUAUCCUGUUACCAGUCCGACUAGUGCAGUCACACGCUUUGAAAGCACUCCGAGCCCGGCUACUGCUGAGCUGCCUGGCUCUUGCGAGUCCUUUCCUACGGAUACCAAAAUCGCUCAGAAGCUACGUAAGCAGGCUGAGAAAGCCAAAGGUGUUGAGGCCCUGACGAAGCGCAGGCGCAAACCUGUUGAACAGCAUUUUGAUGAUUGCGGGGAGGAUCUCACCAGCCUCAGUGCUCUUGCUGUGGAGGAUCCUAUAGCCUUCACCUCCGACUCUGAGGAAGAGUCGCUCUCUCGAGCCGCAUGCCUUGUGCAACCGCAAGUGAAUGCCUUCGAAACUUGGUCGCAGUGCGGCUGCCCUUACGUUGACCCAGCUGAGUGUUCAGAUCAGACGAUGAUUGCAGUCGACAUUGAAGAGAUGCAGCGAAUCUUAAGUGAGCCUGCAUUCGCAGGCAACGGUGUUGAAAUUGUUGAGCUGUUAGGGGGUGGGACCUCCAAGACUCAGAUUUGCGUGCGACGGCAGCUGAAGUCAGGUCGUAGCUUUGAGUUGAUGACGGACGCAAAUGCCAUGGAUCCUGCUGCUCAGCACAUGUUGCUCGCGUACAUUGCGACAGCAAAGCCAUUGCUUGUGCUCAUGGCUCCUGUACAUCAGCAUGCUGCUGCACCCUCACUUGCAAAUCUCACUGGAGCCAUAGCCGCCGAGCAGUCAAAGCAGCAGCGUUUCUUCUUGAUCGAGCAGCCCUAUCCUUCUGAUUUGUACAACACACACCCAUGGCCAGCAGUGCGUGAGGACUCCACCAGCCGCCGCAUUGUGUUCCAUCAGUGCAUGACAGGUCAGCUACUAAACGGCCUACCAUUCAAACGACCUACUGAGCUUGUCGCCAACAGUGCUACCUUGCUCAAGCCCUUUGAGAAUCUUGGGUGCGAUGGUCUACAUGUGCAUGCACCAAUGCGCGGCAAUGCCGCAGUGCAACCCUUGCGCUGGCCGCCGGCAAUGCGCAGUCGCAUGGCGUAUGCCGUCCAACAGCUGAUGCGCGAGCUGUGUGACCGAGAUCAGUGCCACCUCACGUCUACCACUGACGAGCCGCAUGCAGCACUCAACGCUUUCCCUUCAGUGGCCACGGGACCCACAGAUGAGGGGGAGGUAGCUGUGGGUGAGGCAUGGAGAAAGUGCAAAGGCUGUUUGUGGAGGUUGCAGCAGAAUGACCCCAUGCACACUAGAAUCCGAGGUGAAUGCAAGCAUCCGGACGUAAAAGCCCUCAUCUUCGAUUGCCCCGCUUGCAAGGCAAGGAGGAACAGGUCUGACGAAGGCCAUACAUUCGGACCAGACUGUAGACAUGUGCUUACAUCGCAGCGUGCCAAAGCGGUGCGGAAACGCCCGUAUGCGCGAAUCCCAGCUAGUUCUGAGCCCACUGCUGGUCUGCGAGCCAGCAGCCUUGGACGUGAAGCCGAACAUAAUGCAGAGGACGCAGAAGGAGCAAGGUCAGUGCCUUCAGAACCAUCAGCGCCAUCUCGACCUUUAGGCGCCGCGUCAUCUUCAGAAAAUCCUGCUUCAAGUCCACAGACCCCACCAGGUGCAGCGGAAACGCGCCCUGGCCGUGGGCCGGCCCCACCAGGUGCAGCGGAAACGCGCCCUGGCCGUGGGCCGGAUGUCGCACCGAGGGUGCGGCGUACUUGGGAUGACACUGAAGUGCAGACUGAAGCACCGUCAGAUUGGUCUAGCUUUGAUGUUCAGGCUUCGCUCAGGGGCUUAAGGCACGCUGAUGAAGCUGGCCGGCGAAGAAUUCUUCGCAAGCUGCAUCUUCGAUGGUACCACUGUGGCACUGAGAAGCUUACCAGUUUGUUGCGAGCCGCUGGUCUGGGAAAGGACGUCUUGGAUCUAGUCCCGGAGAUAGUGGACACCUGUCGUAUCUGUCGGCGAUGGGCAAGGCCGAGUGCGGACGCCAAGACGAGUUGCCGAAUGAUAGUGGGUUUUAACAUUGAGGUUGAAGGUGAUCUCAUGUUUUACCGCCACCAAGGCAAACAGCACAUAGUCUUGGUUUUGGUUGAUAGGGGUGUAAGGUGGUGUGCCACCGCGCUUGUGUCCGACCGCUCCACCAACACUUUGUUGACCAACCUAGAUCGAGCAUGGAUCUCAGUGUUCGGUCCUAUGCAAGUCUUGAUCUUUGAUGGCGAGGGCGGAUUGGAUGAUGAAGAAAGCACCACCUACUUUCAGUUGAGGGGCAUCACCAAGCGCACAUCAGCACCCAACCAGCAUACUCGCAUUGCAGACAGGCGCAUCGCCAUAUUGCGUGAUUCUUUGCACAAGUUGUCGUCUCAACUGCAGGAGGAAGGCCUCAGCGUCCCCUUUGAGAGGAUGAUGUGUGAAAUGACUUUCGCAUUGAACGCGCUCACCAAUGUCAAUGGUCAGUCUCCCUACACGGCUGUCUUGGGCCGCAUUCCAGCAAUCCUUCCAAGUGAUGACAGCCUCAUUUCUGAUGGAGUGCCUGACCGGUGCUCAAGUCAUACACACCGGCUCCGAGAAAUUGCAGUGCAGACCAUUGCUGAGGGCACUGCUCGGGAGAGACUGAAGCGAGCGCUGAAGACGCCGACUCGACCAUCAAGCAUUGAGGAAGACUACAAAGUCGGAGAUGCCGUGGACUACUGGCGUGAGCCUCUGAACAAGGACUCAUCAGGCUGGCGUGGCCCAAGCACAGUUGUCGAUCUAUCAAGGCUUGAGCACGGCCGCAUAGGCAUUCGUACGAGCACAGACCAGGUGCUAACAUGCCGUUUGCAGGACGUGCGACAUAGCUUAACGUUUCUGUCUGAUGAGCUUUCUGCCUUCUUUGGAGCCGACGACCUGAUUGCGCCUGCCGGCUCCCAAGCCAACCAUGCACAGCAGUAUGUUCAGACGUACACCGACAGCCUCAAGCACGGUACCGUGUUGACUUUGGGCCACAUUCGAACAUCAGCGGGUCAAUGGACCGAGACUCCUCAGACUGAAGCCCAUCGUGAGGUAUAUCGUGCGUGUAUGUUCCUCGCUGAAACCGUCUUUCAGCUCUCUGGUGUAGUGGCCGUUCGUUUAGCCCACGCUGUGCGCACCCUCACUGCACGCGAAGAAUACAGCAAUACAUUGUUGCUGUGGUGGUCUGCUCCUGGGAGUCGGAACAUCAGUUUCUUACACAGUGAGGCCUCCAGAGUCUCAACUGUUGAGCUCCUGAGUCAAGCCUGGUCCGAUGCUCGUUUGAUACAGUUUCUCUGUGUCCCUGAUGAUGAAGGCUGGGCUACUUCCGUGCGAUGGACAAGUCCCACCGCGGAUUCCGUUGUAGCCACCUCUAGUGAAGCCGGCUCUGUGCAACGCCUUUCCACAGUGCCUGAGGAGUCUGAGGGCGCCGAGUCCGAAAGCUUUGUCGCAUGGAGUGAUCUAUGUGCAGUCUUUGGAGACUCCAUUCCUCCAGAGGACGCGGCGUCGCUUACCGAGGCCUACCUUGCCUCCAGCUCUGAGCCUGCUCCACAUCCACCUGGGAACAUUGACCUUCCGAGUAUGUGCUCAAGGCGAAACUUGAUCGCCAUGAGUGAGGCGGAAAUCCCUAACUGGCAUGCCGUCAACGGAGAUUCUGAAAGCUCCUGGGCAACAGAAGCUCAAAUGUCCACAUACCUCGCCUGUGCAGACACCGCCUCGGAAGCAGAAGUCUUAGAUGCAGAUGAGGUCGGAGCGUAUGUUGCCUUGGAAGUGUACGGUGACAUGUGUAAGCUUGUUGAAGGCUUGAGUCGCCUACCUGAGGAAGGUGAACAUGUCGAAGUGCGCAUGUAUGAGACGCACACCAGGAAAGCAGUCAUCGACAGGUCAGAUGACUUGCUGACCCAGGAUGAAGUUCGCUUGCAUGCCGCUGAAGUCACUCAAGCCGUGCUGAAUGAGCUCAAGACUUGGCAGAGCUUCAAGUGUUUCGCACGUAAGCCACGCUCCCAGUGCUCUUGUAUCAUCGAUGCCAAAUGGGUAUACAAGUGGAAGUACGUUAAGGGUGUUCGUACCAUUAGGGCUAGGCUUUGUUUGAGAGGCUUUAAAGAAAGCGGCGCUGACGAUCAGUCAAACUUCGCCACGACAGCAUCAAGGUUCAGUCAACGGCUACUUGUCAGCGAAUGCGUCCUUCGCGGAUGGGUCAUCGCAUCCUCCGAUGUCCCAAAGGCAUUUCUUCAAGGAGUAUCCUACGAUGAACUGGCUGAAGCCACCGACCGCCCUCGUCGCGACGUGAGCUUCGAACUGUCCGGAGAAGGCCUCGCAUGUUUGAAAAUGCUGCCGGAGUUUGCGACAUUUAACCCAAGGACAGAAGCUUUGCAUUGCCUCAAGCCGGGGACUGGCUGUCGUGAUGCUCCUAGAGCAUUCAGCAUGAAACUGCGUCAGGUCACUGAAAAGUUCGGGUUCAAGAGUUCAAGCGUGGAUUCAGAACUAGAGCUGCUUCAUCAGUCUGAUGAGCUUGUCAUGGCCAUCAUCAAGCACGUGGACGACCUCAAGAUGAUUGGGCCUCGCAGGUUAAUCGAAGAGUUCGUGAAGCACCUCACUGCUACAUUUGGCCGCAUGGACAUCGAAUGGCACGUGUUCGCGUUUUGUGGCAUCCAGCAUCGGCAAGCAGCUGACGGAAGCAUCAGUUUGGACCAGAACAAGUUUCUGGCUGCGUGCAAGCCCAUCACGCAACCGAGUGCUCUCAGCGGUCCUGCCGAGAAACUGUUGCCCGAAGAGGCCCGUAGACACUUCUUAAGCUUGCUCAUGACGUUGGCAUAUGGUUUGCUGACGCGCCCUGACAUUGCAGUGUUCAUUACAGCGCUCCAGCGCGAAUCGCACCAAGCCCGCAUAGUGCACGUGAAGCGUUUGAACACUUUGCUUCUUUGGGUUCAAGCGAACCCUCGAAGCAUCCAGUAUCCUGUGAUGCCUUAUCCAGACAUGCUCCUCCAGAUAUCCGAUUCUUCCUACAAGGCUAAGGCUGAAGAUGGUUUAUCGGUUAGGGGAUUAGUUAGUGUCCGGGUUAGCGCUCAUGGGGUCAAUGAAGGGCUAAAGUCAACGCAUUGUCAUUUGGUGGACUUUGCAAGUAAGGCCCAGAGGCACGUGACGAGAUCGACGUUUUCUUCUGAGCUUUUUGCAUCGACCGAUGCUGCUGACAUCGGGUUGUUGCAUACUGUGGCUUUACAUGAACUCAAGCAUGGUGUGCUGAGUCCAACUUCAGCUAAGCAGUUGAGCGAGGGUGAGCUUGAAUGCUCGGUGAUGUUGGGGUUAGCAAUUGAUGCGCGCUCUGUCAGCACAGCAGUCAUUGCUCCGAACAUCAAGGUUCCAGCUGAACCAAGCCUCUUGCUACAUGUUUGCUGGCUGAGGGCUCUUCUUGUGAAGCAGCGACUUCGCUACCUUUAUUGGGUCGAUACGCGAUCGAUGGUUGCCGACGGCCUCACGAAAGGAAGCUGCUCACGGUCUCUACUUCAAACAGUCAUGGGUGGAACACUUCAAAUGGAUCAACCUUAUGAGCUGCAAGAGAUCCGACAAUGA